Amorphotheca resinae ATCC 22711 is the source of this 637-nucleotide messenger RNA. RefSeq lists its product as hypothetical. The record is from RefSeq and is a predicted model, not a curated record. Bases 20 to 547 code for a protein of 175 amino acids. Gene Ontology annotation, cellular component: cytoplasm; nucleus. Lineage: Eukaryota; Fungi; Ascomycota; Leotiomycetes; Helotiales; Amorphothecaceae. The transcript is spliced from 3 exons. Gene Ontology annotation, molecular function: AMP kinase activity; ATP binding; ATP hydrolysis activity.
CUCAAAAUACAGAGACAUCAUGAGAACUCAACCAAACAUCAUCGUGACUGGCACCCCAGGGGUAGGCAAGACCACCCACUGCGAGACUCUUGCGCAAAAUACCGGACUGAAACACCUCUCUAUAAACGAUAUCGUGAAGGAGCGGGGCUGCCACGAUGGAUACGAUGAGGAAUUCAAGAGCUGGAUUGUAGACGAAGACAAGUUACUUGACUCCAUCGAAGACGAAGUGAAGCAGGGCGGAUACAUAAUAGACUGGCACGCGUGCGACUUGUUCCCGAAGAGCUGGAUCGACCUGGUGGUUGUUCUGCGAGUGGAUUCAACGCUUCUAUAUGACCGACUGAAGGCCAGAGAUUACCCCGAAGUCAAGCUCCAGGAGAAUCUUGAUUCUGAAAUCAUGGAGGUGCUGCUCCAAGAAGCCAGGGAUUCCUACGAUGAAGAGAUAGUUGUCGAACUGACGAGCAAUACUUCGGAUGAUAUGGAGAGCAACAUAGAGCGGAUUGAGACUUGGAUCGCGCAUUGGAAGGAGAACAACGCGGGGAAUGCUUGAUAGGAGGUCUAAUUGCUGCUCUAUGGUAUAUCUACGAUUCUUCCAGCCACUUCUUGAGCUUCUCCAAAGCCUUGAAACGAUGCGAGAUCU